Messenger RNA from Microtus ochrogaster (prairie vole), 999 nucleotides. Its product is annotated as ATP-dependent (S)-NAD(P)H-hydrate dehydratase-like. Bases 1 to 999 code for a protein of 332 amino acids. The record is from RefSeq and is a predicted model, not a curated record. NCBI's taxonomy places the organism in Eukaryota, Metazoa, Chordata, Mammalia, Rodentia, Cricetidae. The transcript has 3 exons.
AUGCAGGUCUUCAAGUGCCCCAGGAUCUCCCAAAAUCUCCUUGAGGCUUAUGAGGUUGCCACCAGCGCCUGCGGGCGAGUUUUACAAAGAGCAUUCUCCCUCCAUUCAGCACACUCGACAAAGGACAUGGAGAAUUUUUUUCAGUUGGUGAGAAACAUUGUGCCUGCUCUAACCUCGAAGAAACACAAAGGGCAGGACGGAAGAAUAGGCAUAGUCGGGGGCUGUCAAGAGUACACAGGAGCACCGUAUUUUGCAGGAAUCUCGGCUCUGAAAGUGGGUGCAGAUUUGACCCACGUGUUCUGUGCCAGGGAGGCUGCGCCGGUGAUCAAGUCCUACAGCCCAGAGCUGAUCGUCCACCCCGUCCUUGACAGUUCUAAUGCUGUUGAGGAGGUGGAGAAAUGGCUCCCCAGGCUGCAUGCCCUUGUCGUGGGCCCUGGCCUAGGUAGGGACGACCUUCUUCUCAACAAUGUCAGGGGCAUUUUGGAAGCAAGCAAGGCCAGGGACAUCCCUGUGGUCAUCGACGCGGAUGGCCUGUGGCUGAUAGCUCAGCAGCCGGCCCUCAUCCACAGUUACCAGAAGGCCAUUCUCACCCCCAACCGAGUGGAGUUCGGCAGGCUCUGGGAAGCUGUGCUCAAUAGUCCUGUGGACACCCAGGGCCACAGUGACUCCGUACUGAAGCUCAAGGAAACUCCCACAGGACACCUUCUCCAAGGCAUCUGUCUUCCACUGAAUUGGCGGAUAGAAGACUGUGAACUCGGCAGUAACAAAAGAGUCAUGCUUGCGAAGGUGGACAGCAUGGAACAGCUGCCCCUUACACCCCUGCGAGUGGAUUCCAGGAGAGAUACUUCCUGGGCAGAAACCGAGGACCACCAGGAAGCUGCACCCAGAAACGGCACCGAUACAGUUAACAGGAAUUCUGUAAGAAAUGCGAUUAAGGCUGCUGCUGCAAAAAAAGAGGGGACAGCGGAAAUGGAACUUCCAGUGAAGUCUGAUAAUUAA